Messenger RNA from Triticum turgidum subsp. durum (durum wheat), 927 nucleotides. Lineage: Eukaryota; Viridiplantae; Streptophyta; Magnoliopsida; Poales; Poaceae. The record is from the annotation of a GenBank genome assembly.
AUGUCGAUAGCCCUCAUCCUCUUGCUCGUCACGCUUGGUGUCGAUGGCGUCUCUAGUCUCUCGCCCGCUGUGCGCACGGACGACAUAGAGAUGGCGGCCAUGCAAGCGAUCGCCAAGUCUACCGGCGCCGACAGGUCGCUUGGCUGGGGCGUCAAAUCGGCAGAUCCAUGCGACGGCACCUGGCCAGGCGUCCGCUGCGACAAAGAUUCGCAUGUCGUCGCCAUCAACGCCAGCCGCGCCGGCCUCUCCGGCACUCUCUCGGGCACCGACCUCGUCGACCUCGGAUACCUCACGGAGCUCGUUCUCAGCUUCAACCGCCUCGGUGACGACAUGCCGAUCCUCCCAAGGCCUCUCACCUACCUGACGACACUCAACCUACAGUCCAAUUCCUUCAUGGACAUGCCACAGACCUUCUUCCGCUCCUUCCCCGCGCUCGAGACCGUGGUCCUCGACGACAACUGGGUUAUAAUGGGGGACAUCACGGACGUGCCCCCCUGCCCCGGCCUCAGGAGCUUCUCGGCCAACAACGUCACCAUCUAUGGCCGCUUCCCGGCCUACUUCGGCAACACCACCCUUUUCCCUGCCCUCGAGAGCCUCUCUUUAGCGAGGAAUGAUCUCAAGAGUGGACUGCCCUCCUCCUUCGCCAAGAAUAGCAAGAUCAAGUUCCUCGACAUUAGCAGGCAGCAGGAUUCUAUCGGCCUCGGCAUGUACAAUGGGUUUCUAGAUUUCGUCGCCGGCAUGACUAGCCUCGUCGAGAUCCACGUGGCUGGCGAUCAAUUCCGCGGCCCUCUGCCGGACGUCUCCGCGCUGGUCAAUCUCAAGGUGUUUGAUGCCGCCGACAACAACUUGUGCGGUCCGCUCAAGUUUCCUCAUGGCGUUGCCGUGAACGUCACCGGAAACCCCCAAAUCGGCAAGGACUGCCCCUAG